UGGUGCACCACCCAUGGGAAAGCAGGCAUUCUGUACUGUGGGCUGUCAGGAGCUCUGGCUUGUGCUGGAAGUUCAGAGACUGGGUGUCCUACCCAGACGCCCUCAUGCCUUCCCACAGUGAUCACAGCAAGUUCACAAUGGCCCACCUGCUCCCAUUCCCCUCUUGCUCCUUAGUAACAGGAGCACCAGGCUUUUCUAGGAGAAGAGACUGUCAGGGGAAGGUAGAUUGAAGAUGAGGGGAAGAUGAAGUCAGUUAUCAUUGUCAUCUCAGCUGACAGGUCAAGCCUUGGUGCAGAGUCACCCUUCUUGGCUGAGUCAUUAGGGCCAGAGACGGAUUGGUGGGAUAAGAGCCAAAUACUGCCAGAGAAGCGCCGCUUCUUCAUAAAGAGAAGAGGAGCUCCUUGGAGUUCAGCAUGAGUUUCAGGACCAUGGCCAAGAGGAGUGGCAUCCUUAUUUGGGGGAUCCUGCUGUCCCUCUCCAGCUGCUUUGCCUUCUAUGAGGACCUUGUCAAGUGUUUCCAGGAUCCUGACUAUGAGGCCUUCCUUCUCAUUGCCCAGAAUGGGCUCCAUCACUCCCCGCUGUCCAAGCGUGUAGUGGUAGUGGGAGCUGGCAUGGCAGGCCUAGUGGCAGCUAAGACCCUACAGGAUGCUGGUCAUAAGGUAACCAUCUUGGAGGCCAGCAACCACACUGGAGGUCGGGUGGUCACACUGAGAAACAAGGAGGAAGGCUGGUACUUUGAACUUGGACCAAUGCGAAUCCCAGAAAGCCACACGCUAACCCGCACCUAUGCCCAGAAGCUUGGCCUGAAGCUUAGUAAGUUCAUCCAGUAUGAUGGCAACACCUGGUACCUACUCAAUGGACAACGUCAUCGUGCAUCGGAAGUCAUGGCUAACCCAGAGAUCUUGGGCUACCCCCUGAGGCCCACAGAGAAGAACAAAACCGCCACAGACCUGUUCUACCAAGCCAUCACUAAGAUCAAACCACGUACAAAGACAUUCAACUGCAGCCAGCUGCUGUCCCUUUAUGACUCUUACUCCACCAAGGCUUACCUGAUGAAGGAAGGGAUGCUGAGCAAAGGGGCCAUCAAGAUGAUCGGGGAUAUAAUGAAUGAGAGCGCUGGCUACUAUAAGUCCCUCCUGGAGUCCCUGAGGACUGCUAGCAUUUUCUCCAAAGAUAACCAAUUUUCAGAGAUCACUGGUGGCUUUGACCAACUCCCCAAUGGCCUCAGUGCCAGUCUGAAACCUGGCACCAUCCGUCUGGGGUCCAAAGUAGAAAGAGUAGUGAGAGCCGGGCCCACGGUCGAGGUUUUGUACCGCACAGAUGGGCCCACCUCGGCACUGCACAAACUCACUGCGGAUUAUGCCAUCAUCUCUGCCUCAGCCAAGGCCACACGCCUCAUCACCUUCCAGCCACCUCUCUCCGGAGACAAAACAUAUGCCCUGCGCUCCCUUCACUACACUGGUGCCUCCAAGGUGGCUUUGGUGUGCAACAAACGCUUCUGGGAACAGGAUGGCAUCCGGGGCGGCUACUCCAUCACUGACCGACCCUCCCGCUUCAUUCACUAUCCCAGCCACAGCCUGCCAGAUGGCAAGGGAGUCCUGCUGGCCUCUUUCACUGUGGAUGACGAUUCUUCUUUCUUUACCGCCCUGAAGCCCAACCAGGUGGUGGAUAUUGUCCUGGAUGACCUUGCGGCAGUACACCGCAUACCCAAGGAGGAACUAAAGCGCAUGUGCCCGAAGUCAGAAAUCAAGCACUGGUCUCUAGACCCCUUCACUUUUGGUGCCUUUGCUGAGUUCACACCCUACCAAUUUGUGGACUAUUCGAAGCAGCUCUUCCAGCCAGAGGGUCGCAUCUACUUUGCUGGGGAGCAUACCGGCCUGCCGCAUUGCUGGAUAGACACAGCCAUCAAGACUGGCAUCCGGGCUUCCAGAAACAUUCAGGCUGCAGUGGACAAGGAGGCCACUCGGGGACAGAUAGCUCUUCAGAGGCCCUUUGCCAACAAUCAGGAUUUCCCCCACUCCCACCAAGAACAAUCUGUGGGACAGUCUAAGAGAGUAGGCUAGCAGAUGCAAGGAGGCAGCAACCCAGGUCACCACUGGUCCCUUGGCCUGCAAGCAGGAGCCCAGCUGAGAAAGUGACAAGAGACAUCACUCCCAUCCUGUCUCACUCCCUGCCUAAUUCUCUACGAGAAACAGCAGAGCCAAGGGUGUAGAAAGGCAGGGGGUAGCUGUCAAGGCUGGAGAAUUCUAGAAUCAGCCUUUAGCUUGAAGGAACUUGUCUCCUGCUACAAAACAAUAACAAGCAAAAAAGAAAAAAG
Messenger RNA from Arvicanthis niloticus (Nile rat), 2317 nucleotides. RefSeq names its product L-amino-acid oxidase-like. Lineage: Eukaryota; Metazoa; Chordata; Mammalia; Rodentia; Muridae. Gene Ontology annotation, molecular function: L-amino-acid oxidase activity. Gene Ontology annotation, biological process: amino acid catabolic process. The record is from RefSeq and is a predicted model, not a curated record.